Messenger RNA from Cotesia glomerata, 2807 nucleotides. RefSeq lists its product as uncharacterized. Gene Ontology annotation, cellular component: plasma membrane. NCBI's taxonomy places the organism in Eukaryota, Metazoa, Arthropoda, Insecta, Hymenoptera, Braconidae. The coding region runs from base 263 to 2755 and encodes 830 amino acids. Gene Ontology annotation, molecular function: odorant binding; olfactory receptor activity. The record is from RefSeq and is a predicted model, not a curated record. The transcript is spliced from 17 exons. Gene Ontology annotation, biological process: sensory perception of smell; detection of chemical stimulus involved in sensory perception of smell.
UGUGCAAAACACUGUAUAAUCAAUAAGCAACACUGUAUAUUUUGCCAAUAAUAAUACUAAAAAGAAACCCAAGUUACCAUAGCAACAUUUUGAAUACAAAAAGUGCGAUUUUGACACUUGAUUGACAGCAUCCGAAAACGUCCAUCAUCGUCACUUCGAUUCUGCGAACGAAGGGUAGUAUUGACAUAAAUAUAACAUGAUUGCUUUUUUAUUUUUACCUCCAGAAAAAAACUCGAGUCAGUAACAAAGACCUCUUGAAACAAUGAACUUCUUCGAUCAGUCUUAUUAUAGAUUGCUACGAACUUCUGUCUGCAUCAUAGGUCGGUGGCCAUUCCAGACUAGUCUUAAAAAGUUUUUGAUAGGGAUUAUCAUCAGUCUAGCUUAUAUUCUGCAAGUGGGACCGAAAAUUUUGGCAGACAUUGUGCACUCUGAUGAUCGGGAGCUGAUUUUUGAAACAUUGGCUCCUACUAUAUUAAAUUUUGCAGCUUUAACAAAAUAUAUUAAUACUUUUAUAAAUGCAAAAAUGAUUAAGAAUCUUGUGGAAAGGAUUAAAGAAGACUGGAGAUUAAUUACAAAUGACAGUGAAAAAGUUAUUUUGAAAAAACACGCUGGAGUGGGAAAACUCAUGGCUAUUGGAUACAUAGGAUUUGUAUACACAUCGACUGUGAUGUUUAUUAUCGAGCCGAUUUUGCCGAUACUAAUAAAUGCAAUAUUUAAAAUAAACAUCACGGCACCACAUAAAUUUGCCGAUCCAAUGGAGUGGAUUGUAAUAGACAAAGAAAAAUAUUAUUGGUUAUUACUCAGCAAUUCCAGCGUUUGCAUCAUGAUAAUUUUGACAACGCUCAUUUGCCAUGACGUCGUAUUUAUCACCGUUGUACACCAUGCUCACGGAUUAUUUGCAGUUACAGGAUAUCGGAUCAAAAAUUUGCCCAAUAAUACAAUACAAGAGAAAAACCUUUUAAAAUUUGAUCCAACAACAAAUAAGCGGGAUAUUCAUUACAAACAUUUAGUUUCAUGCAUCAGAAUUCACCGACGAGCUUUAGAAUACGCAGAUUUUAUUGAACAAACCUUCGCUGGAUGUUUCGGAGUUGUGAUUGGAUUGAAUUUGCCGUUAAUAAGUAUCACUGGAGUUCAGAUAAUUGCUGCUUCGAACACCUUUCAGCAAAAAAUGAAGUACGUCAUGUUCUCAGGAGCUCAGUUGCUACAUCUUUUCUUUGAAUGCUUCCUGUCUCAGCAGCUGACGGAUAUAAGUUCGCAAGUUCAACAACACAUAGCCAAUGGAAAGUGGUACGACAUUUCGGCAAAAUCUCAAAAAUUGCUGAUUUUGAUGACCAUGAGGUGUCAAGUACCUUGUACUCUGACGGCAGGAAAAAUUAUGGGACUGUCUAUCGAAAGCUUUGGAGCUAUGAUCAAAACUAGCGGAUCAUACUUUAUGAUGCUGUUAUCUAUGCAACGGAUGCAAAAACGAUUCGAUUGGGCUUCAAAUUUUAAAGAAAAGCACAAAUUAUGUCAGAAAUAUAAUAAAAAAAAAAGUCAGAAAUACAAAUCGCCUAGAACAAUGGACUUUUUUCACCAACCUUGUUAUAAGUUAUCGAGAAAUUUCGCUCGGUUGAUAGGUCGAUGGCCUUACCAAUCCAGUCUUCAGUGUUUUCUGAUAGGAGUCGUUAUUAUUGCUGCGUAUAUUUUGCAAGUUGGACCUAAAAUUUUAGCCGAUAUUGUGCAUUCCGAUGAUCAAGAAUUGGUCCUUGAAACUUUGGCGCCCACAAUAACUAACAUAAUGGCGUUUGCCAAAUAUAUAAACACUUGGGUCAAUGCAAAAAUGCUUAAAAAACUUUUUGAAACGAUUAGAGACGACUGGGAGCUCGUGACAAAUAGUGAAGAAAAAGAAAUUUUGAAAAGUUAUGCAGAAUUUGGAAAACUUUUGGCCACUGGAUACGCAGGGUUUGUUUACGUAACAACAAUAACAUUUGUAACGGAACCGGUUUUGCCGAUAUUAAUAAACUCAGUUUUUAAAACAAACUUAUCGGCUCCGCAUAAAUUCGCUGAUCCGAUGGAGUGGAUAAUUAUUGACAAAGAAAAGUACUAUUGGAUACUUUUGAGCAACUCCAGUGUGUGCAUUAUGGUGAUUUUGAGUUGUCUUAUUUCUUAUGAUGUUAUUUUUAUCACUUUUGUGCAUCACGCUUGUGGAUUAUUUGCACUUACAGGACACAGGAUUCAAAAAUUGACUAGCGACAAGAAUUUGAAAAGGUUACCUAGGAGAACCACUGUUUUGAACCGAUCUCGCGAUUUUCAAUACAAACAUUUGAUAUCUUGCAUUAAAAUUCAUAAGCAAGCUUUGAACUAUGUAGAUUUAAUUGAAACAACUUUUUCGGGAUGCUUCGGAAUUGUCGUUGGCUUAAAUUUGCCCCUCAUGAGUAUCACUGGAAUCCAGAUUAUCGCACAAGGAGGCACUUUGCAGCAAAAAAUUAAGUAUGUAAUGUUCACGGGAGCUCAGAUGUUGCACCUAUUUUUUGAAUGCUUCCUGUCUCAACGACUAACGGAUAUGAGUUUCCAAAUUCAAGAACACAUAGCGAACGGAAAGUGGUACAACAUUUCGCCAAAAUCUCAAAAACUUUUGAUUUUGAUGACGAUGAGGUCUCAAGUUCCGUGCAUACUAACAGCAGGAAAAAUUAUGGGCUUGUCUAUUGAGAGUUUUGGGACGAUGCUCAAAACCAGUGGCUCGUACUUCACAAUGUUGUUGUCUUUUCAAAAUUAGAAAUAUUAAUUGUUAUAUUUUCAUUAUAAACGUUGAAUUAUUGUUGUUUUUA